AUGGAAAAAGAUAACUAUGUUGUAAAAGCUGGUAUUGAUACUUCUGAAUCAAUCGUAAUUUCACACAAGAUUGAUAUAGAUAAUCUCAAAGAAGAGAACACUUACCUUAAAUUUGAUAUAAUGCAACAAUUGAUGAUUGGUGCUGAACAACUCCAUGAAAGUCAUAGAAUAACCAUUAGUGUGUUGAAUAAACCUAAAGAUUUCACAGAUAUAUCUAAUGACAGAAUUGAUCAUGUAUACUGCUCAACUGAAUUAGCCAUACAAAGUAUUUCACAGUUCUCUAUUGCAACUGACCUAUCUGAUUAUCAUGUUCUUGUUACAUUCUUAGAAUAUUUACAAUUAUAUAAUAAUACUUUAACUUCUCCUAUUAAGAAAACAUCUUUUAAUAUUGAUUUAAUAACACAAGAAAAAUGGAAUAACUUCACUUCUCGCUCUGAUCAAUUAUUGGAAACUAGUCCUAUUAAAGACUUUGACAUCAAUUGUCUUCAAUCUAAAUCAAAUAUUAAUUUUUGUUGGAAUAUAUUUCAAUCCAUUAUAAUUACUGCAGCAAAAAAAACCAUUUCCAAUAAAUAA
Messenger RNA from Funneliformis geosporum, 573 nucleotides. NCBI's taxonomy places the organism in Eukaryota, Fungi, Glomeromycota, Glomeromycetes, Glomerales, Glomeraceae. The record is from the annotation of a GenBank genome assembly.